Molecule: messenger RNA, 495 nt
Organism: Orycteropus afer afer
Lineage: Eukaryota; Metazoa; Chordata; Mammalia; Tubulidentata; Orycteropodidae
Gene: NKX6-2
Product: NK6 homeobox 2
Exons: 3
Coding region: 1-495 (164 amino acids)
Biological process (GO): cell differentiation; regulation of transcription by RNA polymerase II
Cellular component (GO): nucleus
Molecular function (GO): RNA polymerase II cis-regulatory region sequence-specific DNA binding; DNA-binding transcription factor activity, RNA polymerase II-specific
Source: RefSeq, a predicted model, not a curated record
AUGGGCCCUUCAUGGAGUGCAGACCUGCGAGGGGCGCGCGCGCAGACGGGCCGGCCGGCGGCCAAUGGCCAGGCCGGCGGGGUCCUGGAUAAGGACGGCAAGAAGAAGCACUCGCGGCCGACCUUCUCCGGCCAGCAGAUCUUUGCGCUGGAGAAGACCUUCGAGCAGACCAAGUACCUGGCGGGCCCGGAGCGCGCGCGGCUGGCCUACUCGCUGGGCAUGACCGAGAGCCAGGUCAAGGUCUGGUUCCAGAACCGCCGGACCAAGUGGCGCAAGCGGCACGCGGCCGAGAUGGCGUCGGCUAAGAAGAAGCAGGACUCGGACGCCGAGAAGCUGAAGGUGGGCAGCUCGGACGCGGAGGACGACGACGAGUACAACCGGCCCCUGGACCCCAACUCGGACGACGAGAAGAUCACGCGGCUGCUGCGAAAGCACAAACCCUCGAACUUGGCGCUGGUCAGCCCGUGCGGCGGCGGCGCGGGGGACGCCUUGUGA